CAUGGGUAUGUAUGCAGUGAGGGUGGUAGCAAAAGUCAAAAGUAUAUCACGGCAGCCCUCCCAACCCUCCUCGAUGCGGGUUUUCUUCUUUUCCCUUUCUUCACCCCCUCAGCUUCUCUCUCAAGUCGACGAAUAAAGGCCCUGAUUUAUUCAAUUUCGUUGCCAACUUUACGGUUUCAACCUCCUCCAACGAAAACUCAGUCAACAUGAAGGUCAUCGCCAUUCUGUCGCUCGUCUCGCUCGCCUUUGGCAGCGUCGUUGAGAAGCGCGAGUGUGCCGGCAACAACUGCAACCGUGCCAUCACCGGAGUCCAGGACCGCCCUGCUCCCCUCUCGGUCCGCCAGGCCGACUGCUCCAGCUUCCAGACCACCGUCGUCACCCCGCCUGCUACUACCGUGACCGUGACCGUCGAGGCUGAGGGCACCGCCGUCAUCAAGCGUGACGCCAUCCUCGAGAUCCGCCAGGCCACCUCCAACGUCAAGCCCACCUACGCCACCGCCUGCUCGUCUGACGCCGCCUACGCUUCGGCUUGCAACUGCUGGGGCAUCACCUCUGCUGUCAGCACUGCCCCCACCCCCACCGUCACCGUCACCAGCACCAUCGACUACUGCGACGACUUGUAAAUGUCUUCGACGACGCUGGCUUGAUGGCAAAGGGGCUUUUGCUGUCAGGAGGAGGUUCUCGGGGUGUUGGGGGAAGUGGCUCUCAGCAGUCUUAGGGUUGAUCUGGCCCCAUCUCCAGGUUUGCGUUUUUAAACGUUCCUGGAGCAGCGAGUGGCUUGGUCGGACCCGAAGCAUCUUUCAACGACCGGGUAUGGAUUCUUGCUGUAAAAGCUCCCUGCUGUCAGGGGGGAUGAUGCAUAUAACGGGAUUUUAACGAUGAAAAAUACGAUUAGAUUCUUGUAAAUGCUAAUGAUUA
This is a messenger RNA of Pyricularia oryzae 70-15, 918 nucleotides long. RefSeq lists its product as uncharacterized. Bases 207 to 623 code for a protein of 138 amino acids. The transcript has 2 exons. The record is from RefSeq and is a predicted model, not a curated record. NCBI's taxonomy places the organism in Eukaryota, Fungi, Ascomycota, Sordariomycetes, Magnaporthales, Pyriculariaceae.